GGCCGUCCAGGGGAGGCUGCGCCUGCGCGUUUGGCUCGGCGGGGGCGGCUCUCGUAAACCAUGUCUCACGGGCACAGCCACGGCGGGGGCAGCUGUUGCCAUGGCGACGACGACCACGAAGAGCCCGCCGAGCAGCGUGGACAGGCUUGGGGCCUGUACUUGCGCAUCGACCGCCAUCGCCUCGAGUGCCUCAACGAGCGGCGGGAAGGCAGCGGGGCCCUCGUCUUCCGCGCCUGGGAGGACCGCGGGGACCGCCAGAAGUUUGUAGAAAGCGAUGACGACGACGAAGAACUUUUAUUUAAUAUCCCGUUUACCGGCAAUGUGAAAUUAAAAGGAAUUAUUGUGAUGGGAGAGGACAGCGACACACAUCCCUCAGAAAUGAGGCUGUUUAAGAAUAUUCCUCACAUGUCCUUUGAUGAUGCUGCCAGAGAACCGGAUCAGAUCUUUAGCCUGAACCGUGAUGUCACAGGAGAACUAGAAUAUGCCACCAAAAUUGCUCGCUUCUCAAACGUUUAUCAUCUCUCCAUCCAUUUCUCCAAGAACUUUGGUGCUGACAGAACAAAAAUCUUUUAUAUCGGCCUGAGAGGAGAAUGGACAGAACCCCAUCGGCACGAAGUGACCAUCUGCAACUACGAAGCGGCCGCAAACCCGUCUGACCACAAAAUUGAUCAAAUAACGCCGCAGACGCAUUUCAUUUCCUAACUGCAAAAAGCUUAUACAACGACCAGGACAGCAGCAGGGUAGCUCUGGAAGGAUGUGGGAUACUUGAGGCUACAAAUGCCGUAGCUUUCUUUUUUCUUUUUCUGGGUGGGUUCUUGAAAACCAGGGCAUGAAAUGCCUGGCAAUCAUGGUUUGGGCCUUAGAAGUAUCCCCAAAAGAGGCCAUGAAAAUACUGACCUUUGCCUGCCUCAACAUUGCCUGUCUUAACUCUUUAAGAUGUGUUUGGGGCAGGCAUUUUCUGAACUGCCUGUUUAGUUGCUCUUUUUGCUACUGAUACAACUCUUUUAGGCAGCUUCAUAUGGGGUUUGCAGAGUUCUGGCUUCCGAAUGUAAUUUGUAUCAGGGAGAAAAUAGGGAGACAUUGAUGUUCUAAGUGGGCUCUUGGCUAAUAUCCAAGUGCAUAUGGCAGUUGGACUGUGCGCCAAAGUACUUGCAUGCCUUUCCACAAGCAUUUUCUAUGUUUAUCUCUGAUAAUUAAGCCUCCUUGUGUGUGUCUAAAACCUGGAGACCUAAUUAAAAAAUGGGCUUUGUCUCUUGUAGGCUACAUUGUGGGUUAACUUUUCCAAUAAAUAUGGCAAAGAAA
This is a messenger RNA of Anolis sagrei ordinatus, 1302 nucleotides long. It is a transcript of the gene PITHD1, whose product is annotated as PITH domain containing 1. The record is from RefSeq and is a predicted model, not a curated record. Gene Ontology annotation, cellular component: nucleus. NCBI's taxonomy places the organism in Eukaryota, Metazoa, Chordata, Lepidosauria, Squamata, Anolidae.